Messenger RNA from Oryzias latipes (Japanese medaka), 1137 nucleotides. It is a transcript of the gene nsg1, whose product is annotated as neuronal vesicle trafficking associated 1. Gene Ontology annotation, biological process: clathrin coat assembly; endosomal transport. The record is from RefSeq and is a predicted model, not a curated record. Gene Ontology annotation, molecular function: clathrin light chain binding. Lineage: Eukaryota; Metazoa; Chordata; Actinopteri; Beloniformes; Adrianichthyidae. Gene Ontology annotation, cellular component: endosome; membrane.
CUCGCGCACGAAUGUAGGGAUGUGGUGAGGACGUUACAUCACUUGCAGUGCAGCCAGACGCCAGCAGCAGCAUCCAGUUUGGGGGACAGCGCGACGCACAAAGCCGGCUGGCCAUAUUGUGCAGCAGCUUCCCCGCAUAUCGGCUGCGUUACACAAACCCCGCGCGCUCACCAACGUGAGGAGGAAAGCUGUUUAAACCGAGACUCGGCCGAGCUGGGAAAAUGGUCAAACUGGGGAAUAAUUUCACCGAGAAAAACAACGUGAAGGUGGUCUCGGAGGACGGAUUUGACACCAUUCCUCUAAUCACACCGCUGGAUGCCAGUCAGCUGCAGUUCCCUCCACCUGACAAGGUGGUGGUGAAGACAAAGGCAGACUAUGAUGCUGAGAGCAAGAAGGGGAAGCUGCGGUCUCCUAAAAUUGCAGAGUUCUCCAUCAGCAUCAUUGAAGGCGUUUCUGAGCGGCUGAAGGUGACCUUGCUGGUGAUCUGCGCUCUGGCUUUUCUGGUGUGCGUGGUGUUCCUGGUCGUCUACAAAGUCUAUCAGUAUGAGCAGCCUUGUCCCGACAGCUAUGUUUACAUGCAGGGUCGCUGUAUGCCGGCCGGCCUUUAUGGCAGCUACCCCCCUCAGGGUCCCGGGGGCCGUGGGCGCCUCUUCACCCUCAUCAACCACUACAACAUCGCCAAGCAGACCAUCACCCGAUCGGUAUCCCCAUGGAUGACCAUCAUGUCAGAGGAGAAGGUGACCCAGCAAGAGACCGAGACCGCCCAGAAACUGGCUUAAUCGGGCGGGGUUUUGGAGGGGGGGCGGGGCGUCUGCUGCUGCAGGAAAAUAAAUAAUAUGGUUGUGCCAUUCAAGCAAACUUCAGAGUCCAGGCCUGAGGUGCGAAGCUGCCCUGUCGAUGUAGUUUGGUGGGUGAUGUGUGCAAUCCGUGGAAGUCCGUGGAAGCUGUGGAGAUGUUCUCAGCACUCAGAGGCUUCGUUUGGUGGAUUUGUGAUUUGUUUGAAUAGCAAAUAUUAUUUAUUUACACGACAACAAUGUAGAGAACGGCACAGAAAUGGUCUCACACACACACACACACACACACACACACACACACACACACACACACACACACACACACACACACACACACACACAC